Cicer arietinum (chickpea) is the source of this 874-nucleotide messenger RNA. RefSeq names its product 60S ribosomal protein L11. The record is from RefSeq and is marked validated. Gene Ontology annotation, cellular component: ribosome. Gene Ontology annotation, molecular function: structural constituent of ribosome. Gene Ontology annotation, biological process: translation. Lineage: Eukaryota; Viridiplantae; Streptophyta; Magnoliopsida; Fabales; Fabaceae.
GCUCACUUGAAGGCAAAAUCUUCUGAUUUUGUGGUUUUAUUCGUUCAUCGCCCUAUUCCUCCCUUCGCCUCUCUGCCGCCGCCGCAACACUUCAACCUCCCAAUCCAAUGGCUUCGGAGAAGAAAUUGUCGAACCCAAUGAGGGAGAUUAAGGUUCAGAAGCUCGUCCUCAAUAUCUCCGUCGGUGAGAGUGGAGAUCGUCUCACCAGAGCCGCCAAGGUGCUCGAACAACUUAGUGGCCAAACCCCAGUGUUCUCCAAAGCAAGGUACACUGUUCGAUCCUUUGGGAUUAGAAGAAAUGAAAAGAUUGCAUGCUAUGUCACUGUUAGAGGUGAUAAGGCAAUGCAACUUCUGGAGAGUGGUUUGAAGGUGAAGGAGUAUGAACUUCUGAGGAGGAACUUCAGUGAUACCGGCUGUUUUGGCUUUGGUAUUCAGGAGCAUAUUGAUUUGGGAAUCAAGUAUGAUCCUUCCACUGGUAUUUAUGGAAUGGAUUUCUUUGUUGUUCUGGAGCGCCCUGGUUAUCGUGUGGGUCGUCGCCGCAGAUGCAAGUCCCGUGUCGGAAUCCAACACCGUGUAACAAAGGAUGAUGCAAUGAAGUGGUUCCAGGUGAAAUAUGAGGGAGUGAUCCUUAACAAAUCCCAGGCAAUUGUUUAGUUAAACCAAGUUCUCUUUAGGAGUAAGCUACUACUGUUUUUGUCAACUAUAGUUUGAUCAUCUGGGAUAGUGUCUUAAUUUUCAGGCAGAUUUUGAAUCAUUGUUUUUAUUAUAUUUUCUGUUGUUUUUUGAUGAAGCACAUGGAUUAACUUUGACAUGUUAAAAUACUCUUAUGCUAAGUUUCUGAACCUCCAGUAAAGCAAGGCAAACAAUUUUCGUUA